Molecule: messenger RNA, 921 nt
Organism: Lecanosticta acicola
Lineage: Eukaryota; Fungi; Ascomycota; Dothideomycetes; Mycosphaerellales; Mycosphaerellaceae
Source: the annotation of a GenBank genome assembly
AUGGCCGAAGUAGCAGGUCUCGUCAUAGGAGGCGUUGGUCUUGCCGCCAUGUUCGACGUCUGCAUGAAUGCUUUCGAUCGCGUCGAGUCGGGAAAAGCCUAUGGCAAAGAUUACCAAGAGGCGGCGCUGAGUCUCCGGACACUGCAGCUACGUCUGGCGCGCUGGCGUGAGACGGUCGAGAUUGUCGAGGACUCUUCUCAAGCAAACUAUGGAGUUCCAGUCGCUUCACAGGCGCAAGCUGAACUGCUGGGAGACCUUCUGGGCUCCAUCGAGGGGAAAUUCAAGGACGCAGAGAAAGCCGGCAAGCUGCACAAAUUCAAGAACCCGACAGCGCCACCACCGCCUGCGGAUGGCAGCUGGACGAUUAAUGCGCUGGAGGAAAAGGUACAGACCAUGAGCCUGGAGCGCCAGAAGAAGACGUCUGUUGCACAGAAGACACGCUGGGUGUUGCAUGAUAAGAAAUUCUUCAGCGAAGUCAUCGCCACGCUGACCCGGCAAAUCAAGGAUGUUGAGGAGCUCUUCCCGGCGAAUCAAUACCCGGUCCAGCAGACUGCCCUCACCAAGUACGUCCAACAGGACGGCAACGCGCUCACCAAAGCCACGCAAGAACUUGUCCCGCCGUCCGAGGUCGAGGAGCCAGAAGUCGCAGCGGCUGCACUUCUCAAAGCGACGGCGCAAGUGGAUCCGCAGCUCAAGGAGGUUCUCAACCAGAUCGUCCAGAACAAGACGGGCCAUACUUACGGGAAUUUGACGUUGACGGACCAGGCCAAGGCAUUGAGAGGCACAUUUGUAGCUAGCGAUUAUGACGGUCCGAGGGAUAUCAAAGGGCACCAAAAUAAGUAUGGCGACACUCAUGCGUCGGACCAAACCAAGGUCCACGAGGGCGAUGUCUAUGGUGGAAGAUACAUCCUGGAUGACUGA